CGACAACAAACCAAACUGGUGUCUGUUGUCUGCUGUCUGCGCAGUCGCUCGCCAUCGACCACAUCGACCCACAUCGACCACAUCAGACUGACGUCGACCACAUCGACCACUGCCUCCUUCUUCUUUCUCCCCUCCUCUCUCUAUCCCCCGUUUCCAUCUACGAGGAAGUCAUGGCUGACGAGAAGCUGAUCGUGGAGACGCCAGUCUUCAUGAUUGUGCGCGGUGCAUCAUGCAGAGGCCGCAUGCGCUGCAGUCCACAAGGUCUCGCCUUCAAACGAGAGGCGACGGACAAGACACAGACGUUCUACAAAAGUGACAUGGCCUCGUGCGAGACAAAGCGCGUUGCUCGUGGACAUCAGCUGCGCAUCAAGCUGAAGAGCGGCGGUCAUGCCACCUUUGAAGGCUUCAAGUCCAACGACAUGAACGCCAUGAUUGACUUCUUCAAGAAGCACUACGACCUCGACAUCAAGAUUGUGGAGCUGUCACUCAAGGGUAACAACUCCGGCAGCGCCCGCUUCCACGGCAACUUCCUUGUCUUUGACGUGGACGGCAAGCCCGCGUUCGAGGUGCCGCUCAACGCUGUCGGCAACGUCACCUCCCAGAAGUACGAAGCCAGCAUUGAUUUCAUCCAGGACGAGGAUGCGGACGACAACGAGCAGCGCGUCGAGUCCAUGCGCUUUCUCGUCAUCCCCGAUCCAGAGAGCGAGCAAUAUGCCAAGACAGAGGAGUUUGUGGAGAACGUGAAAGCCCGCGCCAGCAUCGCCGAGUACACGAGCCGUGCCAUCUGCACCAUUGGCAAGCUCUCCUUUCUCGUGCCACGUGGCCGCUUCGACGUUGAGCUGUAUCCAUCGUUUAUGCAGCUGCGCGGGUCCACGUACGACCACCGCCUCUUCUACGAUUACAUCUCGCACAUCUACCUCCUGCCGAGACCGGACGACGGCGAGUACAUUGUUCUCGCUGUUGACCCGCCAUUGCGUCAUGGCCAGACGCGCUACCCGCAUGUGCUGCUCCAGUUUACACGCGAGCACGAGGGCGCUGAUGUUGUUGUCAACGUCACCAGCGACGAAGUUCGCUCCUCCCUCUCCUACCUCACCGAAUCAAUUCCUGCCGAUCAGGCCGAGGUGACAGAGACCGGCCCUCUCGCCAGCAUUCUCUCCCGCCUCCUCAAGGCCCUCACAAAGCGCAAGAUUAUUACACCAGGAUCCUUCACCUCCUCUGAGGGUUUUGCUGCCGUCAACUGCACAUACAAGGCCAACCGCGGCACGCUGUACCCGCUCGAUCGCGGAUUCCUGUUCCUCCACAAACCGCUCCUCCACAUCUCCAUUGUCCGCAACCUGCGUGUGACGUUUGAUCGCGUCAAGGAGUCGUCGAGCCGCGACACGAAAUCGUUCGACAUGCGGCUGCUGCAUCCCGAGCGCGGCGAAUUUGAAUUCCGCGGACUCGGGCAGGACGAAUUGCAGCCGCUGAUUGAUUUCCUGCGGCUCAAACGCGUCGCCAUCGAAGGCCUCGACGAAGCCCCGGCCGCUGCCGGCGACGAUGACGGCUUUGAUUCGUCCGAGGACGAAGAUCACGUUGUUCGUCCCGGCGACUUUGAUGACGGGUCUUCGGAGUCAGAUCACUCCUUUGCCGAGGAUGAUGUCGAGGAAUCGUCGAUGGACUCUGAAGAGGACGAGCAGCUGCAGGACGAACUUGUUGAGGACGACAUGCUCGGGCAGGCGCCGGCGAAGAAGAAGCGCGCAUCAAAGAGCCGGCAGUCGAAACAGCGCGACGACGACGAGGAGGAUGACGACGAUGACGAGGAUGAGGAUGAGGAUGAGGAUGAGGAUGAUAUUAUCGUGGAGGACAAGCCCGUGAAGAGUAAGAAGAAGACGCAGAAGGCGAGUGCGGCAAAGCGUGGCCCCAAGAAGGCCAAGACGGCAUAUGCGCUCUGGUCCUCAUCCGCCCGCUCCAAGCUCAAGGAGCAACACCCUGAUCUGUCGUUUGGAGAGCUGAGCAAGAAGCUCGGACAGGCGUGGCAGGACCUGGCAGACGAGGACAAGGCGGAGUGGAACGAGAAGGCAAAGGAGGACAGGCAGCGCUAUCUCAAGGAGAAGAAGAAGUUUGAUGCCGAAAACCCAGACGCCGCCAAACCCGCCAAGAAGAUGCGCAAGAAGAAGGACCCGAAUGCGCCAAAGGGCGCCAAGUCCGCCUACAUUUACUUUUCCACGGAGAUGCGCGAAAAGAUCAAGGAGGAAAAGCCAGACCUCACCCUCGGCCAAAUCUCCCAGGAGUGCGGAACGCUGUGGCGUGGAUUGAGCGACGAAGAGAAGAAGAAAUAUGAGAAAAUGGCUGCCGAGGACAAGAAACGGUAUGAGGCCGAGAUGGCGGAGUACAAGGCAAAGAACGACGCUGAUGACGACGGCGACGGUGAUGGUGACAAUGCGGGGAGCAAGAAGCGGUCGGCAAAAGGGACCAAGUCCAAGGCAAAGAAGUCCAAGACGAGCAAGGCGCCCGCCAAGGGGCAGAGCACCCUCAAGUUCAAGAGCGAUGAAGUAGUGCUGUCGAGCGAAUCUGACGACGAGUGAUCCCUUCCCAUAUCAGUGCACCGUGAACAGCAGCUCUCUGUGUGUGUGUGUGUGUGUGUGUGU
Salpingoeca rosetta is the source of this 2627-nucleotide messenger RNA. RefSeq lists its product as uncharacterized. Lineage: Eukaryota; Choanoflagellata; Craspedida; Salpingoecidae. Gene Ontology annotation, cellular component: nucleus; FACT complex. The coding region runs from base 171 to 2564 and encodes 797 amino acids. The transcript is spliced from 20 exons. Gene Ontology annotation, molecular function: DNA binding; histone binding; nucleosome binding. The record is from RefSeq and is a predicted model, not a curated record.